AUGAAACUUUUCCAUCCUGUCAAACCAAUGCUUGCUCGUCCAAGUAAGACUUAUGAUGAUGUUAUUGCUCGUUGUCCAAAUGGUUUUUAUUCUGAACUUAAAUAUGAUGGUGAAAGAAUUCAAAUUCACUAUGAUAGAAAAAAUGAUGAAAUCAAAUAUUUUAGUAGAAAUUUGAAAGAUGUUCAAGAGUAUAAGAUCAAAUCUGUAAAAAAGUAUAUUUCUAAAGCUAUUAAGGAAAAGGUUGAAUCUGUAAUUUUAGAUGGUGAAAUUUUAAUGAUGGAUACAAAGACAAAUAAGAUUCUUCCAUUUGGUACACUUGGUAAAAAUGUUAGACAAGAUCACAAAGAUGCUGUAACAACUAUAUUUUUAUUUGAUAUAUUGUAUUAUAAUGGUAAAUCACUCCUUUCAGUUCCUUUAUAUAAGAGAAAGGCAUUAAUGACUAAAAUUGUAAAUCCAAUCAAACAUAGAGUAAUGUUAGGUGAAUAUUUGGUUGUAAAGGGUUCAAAACAAACAAGAGAAGCUAUUGUUUCUGCUGAAAUGAGUGCAAUGAUUAAGAAGGGUGAAGAAGGUUUAGUGUUAAAAGAUUUAUGUUCUCCAUAUGAACCUAAUGCUAGACAUUGGCUUAAAAUGAAAAAAGAUUACUUGAAAGGUAUGGCAGAUAGUGUAGAUCUUGUUGUUCUAGGAGCUUAUCUUGGUACAGGUAGUAAAGGUGGUUUAAUGUCUGUAUUCAUGAUGGGUUCUUUUGACAAGAAAUUAGGAAAGUGGAGAAUUAUUUGUAAAUGUGGUAACGGACACGAUGAUCAAACUAUUGAAACAUUGAAUGAAGAAUUGAAAUCAAAUAUGAAAAGAAUCAGUAAGGAUCCUUCAUUGGUUCCAGAUGAUAUUGAUAUUCAUACUAAUGCUCUUGUACCUGAUUUUAUUGUUAAAGAUCCAAAAAAGAGUGUUGUUUGGGAAAUUCAAGGAGCUGAAUUUUCAGUUUCCUCAAGAAAAGACAGACCAAUUUCUGUCAGAUUCCCUAGAGUUACAAAAAUUAGAGAUGAUAAGGAUGUUUUAGAUCAUACCAAUUAUCAAGAAAUUAUCAAAUUGAAAAAUGAAAGUAAUAGAAAAGGUUUAGUACCUAUUUUUGGAGAUGGAGAUGCAGGAGAUGAUUCUGAUGAAAGUGUAGAUGUAAAAGAUAAAAAGAAACGUUCCAGAGCUAAAAAGUCAAAAUCUGAUGAUGAAGAUGAUGAAUCAGAUUCAAGCUCAAAGAAAAAGAAAAAUUCAAGAAAGAAGAAGAUAAAUUCCUCAGAUGAUGAAGAUGAUGAGGAUGAUAAAAAGUCAGCUAAAAAGCCUAAUGAUAAGAAAAAAUCAAAAUCCUCAGAUAAUUCUGAUGAUGAUGAUGAUCCAAAAGCAAAGAAAGCUAAAAAGUCAACUAUUGGUAUCAAAUUAUCUGAUAUUGAUACUAUUAAUAACUCUUCUACUCCAGAACAAAUCUAUUACAUUUAUGGUGAUUUUAUGAAAAUGCCAAUGAAUAAGGAAGAAAAACUAAUUUCACAUUGUGUAGAUGACUCUAGUAGAUGGUCAGAUAAAGGAUCAAUGGGAAAUAUUGAACUCUUGUAUGGUGAAGAUAUUAAGAAGGCUUACACUGAUGAUAUGAACAUAAUUGGUGAUGCUCAAAUUGUUGUAGCAUUACCAAAUCAUUUAUGUAAUAUGGUAUGUCUUCAAUUUGUCAAGAAAGGAUCUGCACCAAAAGUUGACUAUCAUGCUUUGGAUGAAUGUUUAAAGAAAUGUGCUACCUACAUGAAUCAAAAAAAGAUUGGUACAUUCCAUUUAUAUAGAUUGCAUCACGCCAUUUCUGGUUUGGAUUGGAAUAGAGUUGAACAACUUUUGAAGGAAAAUCUUUCAAACAAGGGAUUUGCUGUUUUCAUCUAUACAAAGGAUAGAGAUGAUAAGGAUAGAGUUAAUGAAUCAAAAAAUAAGUUGGCUAAUAGACCUACAACUGAUAACUCGGCUGCUGCCUCAGAUUCAUCUCAUAAGAUGGAUACAUCUGAUGAUAAUGCUCCAACAACAUCAACAAAUAAGAUGACCAAAUCAUCUUCACAAACAUCAAUCAAAGUUGAAGAGCAAGAUAGUUCCAGCAAUAACACUUUUUUCAGAAAUGUUGUUGCUUUAAUUUCUGGUUACAGCAAUUCUGAGAAGGAGGCAAUUAGCAAGUUUAUCACCAACAAUGGAGGAAGUGUAACAAAUAAUUGGAACAUUAUUGGAAAUGCAAAUACUCACCUCAUUUGUGAAUCAGAAACUGAAGAUUUUAAACAUUGUUUCAAUCUUGGAUCUCUCAUUGUUACCAAAUAUUGGGUCUUUGAAUGUGCCACCAAAGGAUAUUUGGUUGAUACAUUACCAUAUCAUUAUCCUACCAAGAAGGCUCAACUUGUUAAACCAACAAUAGUGAAAGCAGAAAGCUCCUCUCUCACUGCACCACCAGAACUUACUUCAUUGUGUGAUUUAUUCACUGAUAUGGUCAUGUACAUUCAUAAGGAUGUUCCUGCUCUCAAGAUGCACACUAGAUAUAUUAUUGCAUUUGAUGGAAUUGUAGAAUCAUCAUUUAGUGAUGAUAUCACUCAUAUUAUCACAUCAUCAUCGAGAAUUACACCAGAGAUUGCCAAACUUGUUUCAGAAAAUCCACAAGUCAAUGUAGUUUCUUCUGAGUGGAUCUGGCAUUCAAUCAACACAAGUACUUUAAUCGAUUGGAGACUCUACCAAAUUAAGUAA
Naegleria gruberi is the source of this 2748-nucleotide messenger RNA. Its product is annotated as ATP dependent DNA ligase. Gene Ontology annotation, molecular function: DNA ligase (ATP) activity; ATP binding. Gene Ontology annotation, biological process: lagging strand elongation; mitochondrial DNA repair; DNA biosynthetic process. NCBI's taxonomy places the organism in Eukaryota, Heterolobosea, Eutetramitea, Acrasida, Naegleriidae. The coding region runs from base 1 to 2748 and encodes 915 amino acids. The transcript is spliced from 2 exons. Gene Ontology annotation, cellular component: DNA ligase III-XRCC1 complex. The record is from RefSeq and is a predicted model, not a curated record.